AUGUCGAUCACGCGCGUCGCGAUGUCUCGCGUCGCGGCGGUGACGCGCGAGGCGCCCCCGCGCGCCGACGCCGACGCCGAUCGUUCUCGUCCUCGACGUCGGGUUCGAACGUCAUCGCGGGCCGCGGGGUCGUCGACGCGAUGGCGAAGAGUGCUGUCCACGACGUCGGCGCUCGCGCUGCUCUUCGCCGUCGCGGCGCGUGCGCAAGCCGUUCGAUGGCCGGUGACGAAGGACUCGACGGUUCGUCGCGUCACGGUGUCGAACGACGACGGCGACGUCCAUCUCGAGAGCUCGGGCGCGGGCUCUGAAAUCGUCCUAAAGUCUCAAAAGGUUCGCGUGGACGGCGACGUGUACUGCUACGACGGCGACGUCGGGAUCUCGCAGCGCGUCGACGGGUUGGCGGUGAAAGACACCGCGUUAAGUGAACGCAUCGACGCGCUCAACGCCACGGACGAUGGAUUGAAGAAGACAGACAUUACAUUGACUGGACGCAUCGAUGAUCUCAACGCCACGGACGUCGAGUUGAAGAAGACAGACAUUACAUUGAGUGGACGCAUCGAUGAUCUCAACGCCACGGACGCCGAGUUGAAGAAGACAGACACCGUGUUAAGCGAACGCAUCGAUGAUCUCAACGCGACGGCUUCGGCGUUGACGCCCCCGAAGUGCAUGCCCCCGGGCGGGGAUAAGUUGCGCUUCGACGGCACCAACUGGCUCUGCGUGUGCGUGGACAACUGGUCCGGGACGACGUGCGAGACGCCGCCGAGCCCGCCGCCGAGCCCGAGUCCGCCGCCGCCGUACGUGACGCCGCCGCCGGCGCCGCCGAACCCGCCGCCGAGUCCGCCGCCCGAUCCGGCGUCGCCCAACGAGCUUUUACGUCUCGCCGUCGAGGCGUGCAUCGCGAGGAGCAGCUCCGGCGCGUGUACGUGCACGUACAACGAUCCGUGUGGCUACGUCACCGACGGACGCAACAUAUCGGAUUUCGACACGUCAUACGUCACGGACAUGCGUGAACUCUUCAAGGACAAGGAGGGUUUCAAUCAAGAUCUCUCGAGAUGGAACACGUCCGCGGUGACGAGCAUGGCGGGAAUGUUUUACAACGCGAGGGCCUUCAAUGGAGCGAUCGGGUCGUGGGACGUUUCGAGCGUGACGGACAUGUCUAACAUGUUUUACGAUUAUUAUUCUUGGGACAGUAGAUUCAAUCAACCGAUCGGGUCGUGGGACGUUUCGAACGUGAAGGACAUGUCUUACAUGUUCCGCGGCGCGUACUCGUUCAACCAAGACUUGAACAACUGGAACGUGAGCGCGGUGACGAACUUCGCGUACAUGUUUCGUUACGCUCGCCAGUUCAACGGUGAUAUCACGAGUUGGGACGUCCGGGGAACGGCGACGCGAACAUGCGAUGAGUGGGGCAAUUGCUACAGCUCGUCUUCAAUGUCCGAAAUGUUCGCGUACGCGUAUGCGUUUAACCGUGACAUUCGAUCUUGGGACGUAUCCUCCGACGUGUACACGUAUGCGAUGUUUCGCGAUACGCGUUUCGUGCAGAGUUUCAAGUGUCCGAACGACCGGGACGGCCCGCCGUCGGCGUGUUACGUCACGCCGUUCUCCUCCUCCGUCGCCCUGGAGCAAGCCGUGGACGCGUGCUUCGAAGAGGCGUUCGACGGAUCUUGUCAAUGUCUGGACAAGUGCGGCGAGGCGGGACUGCCAAUCUCGUCGUGGAACACCACGGGCUUGCUCAACAUGCACGAUUUGUUCGCCGAUCGCGAGUUCUUCAACGAAGACUUGAGCAAAUGGGACACCUCGCGAGCGAUUCGCAUGGACGACAUGUUUCGAAACGCCAAGGCGUUCAAUCGCGACAUCUCCUCCUGGGUCGUCGAUAACGUCCGCGACAUGUCCAACAUGUUCAACGGCGCGACGACGUUUAGUCGUAACCUCACGAGUUGGCGCAUCGCGAGCGGGGCAAAUCUCACCGACAUGUUCAAGGGCGCGACGGCGCACAACGCGCGAUUUACGUGUGACGACGCGGACGACGGUCCGCCGAGCUCGUGCGCGGCGACGGCGUACCCAUCCAGUCUGGCGCAUCGUUUCGACUUUUCCGAAACGGUGGAAACGUCGGGCGACGUCGUGACCUCAUUCGCGGACGCGACGGGCAAAGCGACGGACGUACAAGUCGUCGGGUCACCGACGUACGCGCGACACGUCCAGGCUGGAUUGAACGCCAUCAACUUCACCGCGAAUGGGCAGUACCUGCAGUUUACCGCCGACGGAGGCUCGGAACCCGAGGUUUUCAUCGUCUAUCGCGUCUUGGCGUACGCAGAGCUAGGUGUGAUCUUCACCCACGCGACAGGCUCGACUGGGAGCUAUGGUUUUGGGACGUCUCAGAUGGGCGCGGCGAAUAAGAUUGGUCUCAGCGCGUCGGACGGCUCGGCUUUCGCGAGCGUCAACGCGUCGUACGACGCGUGGCACGUCGCCGACGUGUACUUUGGCUCGAGCGACGGUUUCGUCGACGUCGACAACGGCACGAGUGCGGUGGAUUUCCAAACGAGCGGCAAGUACACGGCGAAUUCGUUGACGAAUGUCAUGCUUGGCGGCGCCGCUUUCGACGGUCACCACGUCCCGAAUCUCAUCGGCGAAGUUUUGGUUUUCAACGCCAAAUUAUCCGACGCCGACCGCGCGCGCGUGCGCGCGGCGCUCAUGUCCAAGUGGGACGUCCCCACACCCGAUCGACGAUGGCGGUACGUCCAAAAGGCGAAGAUGACGGCGUCCGAUCCUGGCUCGAGCGAUUAUUUUGGCCAAUCCGUGAGCGUGUCGGGCGACACCAUCGUCAUCGGGGCGCACGAAGAUGACGACAACGGUCAAUCCAACAGCGGUAGCGCGUACGUGUUCACGCGUUCCGGAACCACGUGGACGCGCACGAACAAGCUCUCGGCUGCUUCAGACGCAGGAUCGAACGAUUACUUCGGCUCCGCCGUCGGUAUCUCUGACGGAACGAUCGUCGUCGGCGCGUACGCGAAGGAUCGAAAUAGCACGACGGCAGACGCGGGUGCGGCGUACGCGUUCGCGCUCUCGUCAUCCUGA
Messenger RNA from Ostreococcus tauri, 3075 nucleotides. Its product is annotated as Bacterial surface protein 26-residue repeat. Bases 1 to 3075 code for a protein of 1024 amino acids. NCBI's taxonomy places the organism in Eukaryota, Viridiplantae, Chlorophyta, Mamiellophyceae, Mamiellales, Bathycoccaceae. The record is from RefSeq and is a predicted model, not a curated record. The transcript is spliced from 2 exons.